Molecule: messenger RNA, 27776 nt
Organism: Porites lobata
Lineage: Eukaryota; Metazoa; Cnidaria; Anthozoa; Scleractinia; Poritidae
Source: the annotation of a GenBank genome assembly
CCAAGCCUUCUUCAGGCACCGCCAUGUCGGAUUGAGUGACUAAGCAGUGUGUUUUAUUCGAAAAAGUGAAAGUUCGGAGCUGUUUAGAAGUAUGAAGAUUUCUGUGAAGACGCUCGACUCACAGACAAAGGUUUUUACCGUCUCCGAAGAAGUAAGCAACGCUCUUUUAUUUGAUAUUUAUACGUUUAUUUUACACACGUACAUUUCUUUCAUGGUAUUUCGGGAGGUUCUUUGUUGAACUGAAAUGGAGUUUAAAUUGGUGUUUUUAACAGCGCAUCGUUGCUUUGUAAGCUUCCAUCUGUAAAUACCUAUCUGCCCUUGCUGCAAGGAAACUCACACUACGUUGUAUGUGUAUAUACAGGAAGCAUCGAAUAACAGUCAUAAGCUUACGUUGUCAGUCGCUUGCUAUAUGGAUAUUUGUAGCAGAUUAGUAAUGUUCCUUCAAGGAAGUUCACUUUCAGUUUUAUCUUUUAAGACUUUCCGCACUGCAAAGCAAGCAAGUUUGUGUCUUUCCCCUUUUCAGCUUUUUGUUAAUCGUUUAGUAGUUAGUGACGCCGGUCAAAUUAGCUCAAAGGGACCACUUAAUAAUUUCACGAAUAAAUUAAAUUAAAACUUAGGGUGGCCGUCUCUCGAAGGUCCAAGAAAACGUGAGCCACCAUGCAAUACCAAUACCCAGCGACCCAUCGAUCAACUCCUUUGACAUUAAGUAGAACACAUAAAGUAGAACAGAAGCGGUUUUUUUUGGAGUGGUAGAGACAGGAGACUUCUUUACAACCAGCUCCGAUCCUGUGUUUUGUUUUUGCGAUUUUGUACAGCUGUAGGUCAUGUGAUAUUCUCAAGGGAAUUCACCUUUUUGUCUUUUCAUGAAUGAUGCAUUAGGAGAAACAGUUUUCUAGACUAACAUCAUAUGAAAAGCAUUGGGAAAAUAAAACUGUGGUUAGGUUUUCUUUUAUUGCAUAGGCAAUAUAUAGAUUUAGCCAGGGCUAAAAGAGAAUCCUCCGUUUCUAUACUUAAGAUAAAAGCAAUCAAAUUUAAACUAAUGAACUCUAAGCCAGAAAAAAAAGAAAUAAGGAGUCUUUUGGCAUCAGUUCACCUUUAGAGGUAGCCCGCGAACAGCAAACGUAUUUCCGGUCGUCGCUUCUGAAAAAUAACGUAGAUCUGUGAACAUGAGGGACAAAACGAUUUCCAUGAUGUAAAACCUUUUGUUUUGAUAUUCGCCAAUCAGAUCAAGGAAUAAUUAUAAUGCAGCUCUAGUGACUCAUCACCACCUCGCAUGCUGGUAUGUCUUGGAUUUUGGUGAGAGUUACCAAAUACGAUUUGGAACAUGAAUUUCACAACUAUAACAAGGUUUCCUGCGAUGUUGAAUACUGACUUCUUUGUGAAGCAACAGCUCCUUAAGCUAUGUAUGUGAUGUGGGCCUUUGCUUUCACGUUAAACAGUAUGGUAGUACGUAACAUAACAAAACCUGGACAAAAUAAUCGCUACAGCAAAAGGAAAAUAACAUAGCUUAAUUAUAUCUGGCUCAGACCCGUGAUUUAUUUCAAUUGAACCAACGCUGACAAAAGGUGGUGAAUCAAUUGUACAGACACAUCCUUGACUGAUUAAGAAAUCUUUGAAAAAUAACACUUGCGAACAUGAGUGACAAAAUGAUUUCCAUGAUGUAAAACCUUUUGUUUUGAUAUUUGCCAAUCAGAUCAAGGAAGAUGACUUCGACUUAUCUUACAUUUUUUAAGAUCCUCACGUCCUGAUUUUUUUCCCUGACAUACAUGUAUAAGAGUUUAAGAUUUUUUUCUCAGCAUUAUAUUCAUCAUGAGCAAUAUUUUUUUCCAGUGCAGGAUAUUAUUGUUCCCACGUACAGUGUAUAUCCUUGCAGGCUUUUCCCCCUCGAAAUCAGUCUGCAGUAUACUUUUUUCUGAAAUCACCCAUUCGACCUCCUCAAAAGUCAAAUAAUAAUUGUCAGCCACGAAAAUCCACCAAGCAUUUGCUCAGUAGAUAGACUCUGAUUUGUCAAUCAUUUCUGAUUGAUUUGUCAAACAUCCUAUAAAGUUGUUCAAUCAAGCUAAGAUACUUUGAACUUCCGUCUGGUCGUAGUGGUCGUCAAAAGCGUCUGCCGUCUGCUUAAGUUUAUUUUCCACAUAAUAUUUUAAAUGUGUUUGAAGAACAAAUAUUUUGAAUGAAUAAUAAUGUAAAAUAUCUUGUAAGCCCUUGUGGUUGUUUGAUAGAACAAAAACUGUGACACGUAGCUCACUUCAGAAAAGAGUGAUAGCCUGGUAUCCAAACUAAGCGCGUGCUUAUUUAUGGUAUUGUUGGGGGGACAAGUUGAGCAGCCACCUUGAAUAAUUAUGAUGAGACAUGCAAGCCGUUGUGUUUUUUGUGCACAAGUAACUUCUGGAACUUCCUGGUCCACGCCUACAUGUACAACUGUUCUUAUCUUUGUUUUGAUGAGAAAUGCAAGUUGUUGUGUUUUUUGUGCAUGAGUAACUUCUGGAACUUCCUGGUCUGUGCCUAUAUAAAGUCUUUAUUCAUCAAAAGAUAAAAAUACAUAACUUUUAGGGUAACAAAUUUUAAAAAGGUCAAAAGUAAGAAUUAAAAAUCUAGUAUGUUACAUGGCUAAUUCAUAUUUAAAAAACUAAACGGUUAAUAAAAGAGUUUUUAAAAUGCAUAGUGUUAAUCUUAGGAUUAAAACAAGUUUCUUUCCUAAGAUUGUAACUGGACGGUUGAACACGAGGCAUAAUAGAUAAAAGUAGAUCUCCUUUACCAUUAGAAAAUUUCUCAAAAUUUUGUGGCCUUGCCUCUCUAAGAAAUUAUCUAGUUCUUUCCCUUAUGUCGUUUCUUACAUGUUAGAACUUGUUUUGCUUGUGUGUCAUAAGUGUUACAUUGUACAAUAUAAUGGUUACAUGUAAAUGAAAUCAGGGAUGGGUUGUUCCAUUAAAGAGCUACGAGCAUUUCUGACCAACAAGUUGCAUUAGAUGCAUUGCAAAAGUGACAAUUUCCCCCAGCAUUCAUGCCUUGAAGCAAACUACAAAAUGGCAUGUUUUCUCAACUGAUGGUUCCCUAAUUUUGUCCUUCACCUGUCAAGAGAUACUGUAUCUAAGAUAAAUGUAGCCUGUGUAGCAGUCAUUUCUCUCUCCUUUAAGUCAAGCGGGAGAAGCAUGUGAGAUGCCCAAAGGUAUUUGUCAAGAAUGCAGAAAGCAAUCAUAAAACUAGGAGCAGGGGAAGGGCAGCCUGGGGUUUCCUUGUGUUUGAUCAGAUGGAUGAAGAUGUAGAUGUUACAGGUCAAAAUUAAAUGGUGGUUGAAAUUUUUUGACCCACAAUCUUUGACAAAAUUGUGAGGCGUACUCAAAUAGGAUGACUUCAGAAAACAAAAGAAUCCCCCCCCCCUCUCCCCUCCACUCAAAGUAGGGGUGUUUUUCGUUUUCUAUAUGUAGCUUGAACGGCAGCACAACAUUGCAUGGAGGGGAUGUCAGUAAAACAUCAAUUUAGACCUGUAACAUAGACAUGCAUAGCAUGAGUGUAGAAAUCUCCUUUCUUUUCUUUGCUUUCUGCAUGAAACAAAGCAAACAGGGACACGCAUGGAAUAAAUUACUGUAAAUGAAUAUUUACUGCGCUAAGAAUGUUGUGACAUGUAUUUUGUUUUUUGUACUUAAAAAAUACAGGCCACGGGCAUUGCAGCAAUUACACGUGCAUAAAUUGCGCGCAAUAAUUAUGGCGGAUUUCCAUGUAAAAUCCACACAAAAAACUUGCAUGUGAACUUUUACAUAAAAGGAAAUAAUACCUUAAAUAAACCUUCCUUUAUUCAAGUGUUAUUCUUUGUUUCUUUAUCAGAUCACUGUGAAAGAAUUCAAAGAACACAUAACAUCUGAAGUAGUAAGUAUCACUAAAACAGUUAUUACUGUCCAAGUUGGAGCAUUAUUUUUAUGAUCAAGAAAAUAUUUUCUACAUGCAACUACGGCUAGCAAGUCCUUGCAGGUAUCGUACGCCUUGAAACAGAAAGGUUCCUGUGCUUGGUAAAAAAAUAAUGGCACUUCUAUUUAAAAUAUAUAUGGCACAGUUUUGUGUUGUUGUUUUUAAUUCUGAAAUAUGUGUAAAAUAUGUAUGCAAAAUUAAAUCAAAUAUCUUGCAAAACCUCUGUUUUUUUUUCAAAACACGCAAAUUCACCCUAUCGUGCAGCCAAAAAAAUUGAUAAGUAUGACAAAAUGUAGAACAAUGAACAAGAUGUUUUUGGAUGGCCAAAAUGCAAGAAAUAUUUUUGAAGACACAUUUUUGAGCGAGCUUACUGGCUUACAGCCAGUAACACUGUAUGCUAUCAUUUGCGUAAGAAUGAAUGAAUGAAUGUAAACUAAACUAAAACUAAAGUAAACAACUUGCAUUUUGAAAAUUUCAUCUUAUGGUUAUUGCGUGACAACAUUUGCAUGCUUUAUAAUCUUGGAAAAAAAUUACAAUGGUCCCAGAACCGUAUCUGUAAAAGUUUUAACUUUAGCUGUGGCCGCUGAACCAACCUUUCGUGCCAUAAAGCACUUACAUGUAUAGCACAUCACAAACAGUGACAAAAAGUGCAUGUGCAGGUAAGAAGUUGGUACACAACAACAUGACUGCCUUGAAGAAUGAAUUUGUUUUGCAAGCACGUGGUUUUUGUACAGACUUCAUUGCCAGCAAGCUCAUGUCCUCUCGGAGGACUAUUUUUCAAGUUAUCUUAGGACCAAAAUCAGUUUUUAAAAAAAUUCAAGUCCGAUACACUUUAAAUAAUAUUAUUUUAUUUGUUAGAGCUGUGUUUAAUGAUAUUGUUUUACUCCCUCAGAACAUACCUGCUGAUAAACAAAGACUUAUUUUCAAAGGAAAGGUCUUACAAGAUGACAAAAAACUUUCAGAAUAUGGUAUGAUGCUGUUGUUCUGCACAUUUCCAUGUACAAUUAAUUUUAAUUGAUGUAACUUUGUUUUUGAAAUCAAACCUGACAUUUCCAGAAUAAUUUUCUUUUCAUAUACCGUAAAAUUCCCAAAAUAAGCCACAGGGCUUAUAUUUUUUCAAAGGCCCUUUUUGAGGGGCUUAUACUCAGAGGGGCUUAUCUGUGGAGGGCAAUUUGCAUUUCAAAAUCAAUUGGGCUAGCCUUAUAGGUGGAAGGAAAUUUACUGUUUUUUCUUUGUUUUACUUUGUAUUUGAGGGCAGUUUCCAAGUACAAGCCCCUGGGGGACUUUUAUAUUUGGAGGGGCAAUUUAACGGAGGGUUUUUGCAGUAUGAGUUUCGGGGGCUUACAUUUGGAGGGGCUUAUACAUGGAGGGACUUAUUUUCAGAAUUUUAUGGUACCUCACUCUCAUUCCAAUUUUUCUUCAACAAGCCAGUUCAUUGCCCUUGACGUCUAGUGCUCAAAAAUUAUUUCUGAACCAAUUUUUUUAUAUGACAACUGCAGUCAAACCUUCACUAUUGGCCACCUCUCUGCAAUGGCCACUUUAAUUUCUUCUGUCCCCAAGGUGGCUGUUGUAGAGAGGUUCAACUGUAAUCUCUUUUCCAAACAAGUGUCUUGGAUGCAACAAUUGGGUUUCAAGCCCUCUAUACGAUGUCUACUUUAAUUUCAACUUGAACCGCCACCUGGUUAGCUCAGUUGGAUAAGCGUCAGUCUGCCGAGCGGGAGGCCGCUGGUUCAAGUCCCAGCCGGACCAACACUCGGGGUCUUUAAAUAACUGAGGAGAAAGUGCUGCCUUUGUAAAGACAUCUGCAAACGGUUAGACUUUCUAGUCUUCUCGGAUAAGGACGAUAAACCGGAGGCCCCGUCUCACAGUCCUUGCAUAUAUAAAUUCUGUGGGGCGUUAAAGAACCCACACACUGUUUUCGUAAAUAGUAGGGGACGUAGUCCCCGGUGUGGUGGUCUAUCUCUCAUGGGGGAGGGACUGUUAUGGGCCCGCAGUAAUUGGCAUCAUGCUGUUGCAGUGACUCUGUCAAUAAAAUCAUUUUUAGGUAAGAUCCUUUGUCAGGUUAAACCAGAACCUCAGAAGUUUUUUUGUUUGCUCUACAGUGUAUUUACUCAGGCAUGCAGGAGACAAACAAAAUAUUUGGUUUGACCUUGGAACAGACUUUACCUACAUGAACAACAUAUACAUGCAAAUCACCUUUCACUCUCACCACUUUUUUUGUAAAGCCCCUUAGUAUUGAUGUCAGUAAAUGUAGUUGCAUUGCUGAGCACAUAUUUUCUACAGAACUGAUGUUGAGAAUUUAUUAUAAUCUGAGUUGUUACAUGUAAGAAGCGCAAAUCACCAUUUGCACAUUUGGGGAGCAAGGGUGGCACAAUGGUGAGAACACUCGUCUCCCACCAAUGUGGGCCGGGUUCAAAUCCCGGCGCUGACGCCAUAUGUGGGUUGAGUUUGUUGUUGGUUCUCUCCCUUGCUCUGAGAGGUUUUUCUCUGGGUACUGCGGUUUUCUCCUCUCCUCAAAAACCAACACCUCCAAAUUCCAAUUAGAUCUGGAAUGCACUGACACAUUUAAACGAGUUCACAUGAACCCUUAAGUGCUUUGUGGGUAAAAAAGCAAUUUACAUUUUUUUUUUUUUACAAGUGUUUGAUCAAGCUUAAUGUGGUACAGCCAAACUUCUUUUAAGCAGCUACCCUCCGGAGAGAGAGCGUUUCAACUGGACAGUCAAACCCCAUUAAUAUUGACACUGAGUCCUGAAUCCCUGUGUUUACAUUUCAGGUGCUGAUGGUUGUGUGAUUCACCUUGUUGAAAGAAAACCUCAAACGGGGGGUGCAAGCUCUCAAGGUUUGUUCAUUUUCCUCUCAAUUAUGAAUUCCUCUGAAGGCACACAUUAACAUACACUAAGGAAGGAAUACAUUAACAUACACUAGCUUCACAAAUUGUAGUAAAUAUGUAAAUAUGUAAAUAUGUAUUGUACACAUUCAUCGUACCCAAUUAGUGGGUAAAACAUGCAGUGUACAUGAACAGCUUUUUAAGUGUGUAGAGAAAGUUGUGUCCAGCAUCCUUGGGCUAGCUGAUUUUGCAGUUUGACUUGAAAAUACAGGUACAAGAUUGAUGGAGAAAUAUUUUUUGUGGGAUUUUCUGCUUUUAAUUUUGUUUGUGUGUGAUUUGUGUUAGAUGGUACCAAUGGAUCAAGCACCUCUACCAGUUCAUCUUCUCAGGGAGGUGCCUUUAAUCCUCCCAACAUUGUAAUGGGAGCUUUCUCCAUGCCAGUGGAUGUAGUGGGAGCUACUCAGGUAUGUGACUAGACAUCCAUCUCUUUACAUGUAAGCAAUUUUCACAAGCAAAUUGUUAUGUUUGUGUGAUCAGACAGACUGGUAAGGAAAGUACAUCUGAGAGGCUGAUGUGGCCAUGUGCUAAAGAAACUUUAGGCCCAGUUCAAAUGCCAAGCUUUUCAUGUACUGAACUCAAUACCUAACAUUUAUAAUAGCUUUUGAAUAGUUACGUAGCUUUUUGUACUAAGUCCAUAAAAUGGUAAAAUAAGUAAAUUUUUCAUUUAACUUUGACUUGUUUUAAAUAUAGUUAAUAGUUUUUAAAUAGUUAAUUUUUUUUAAAAUAAGACUCUAGAUAUAAGCAAGCGAAUAUGAACAUUAAAAACCGGCGUUUCGGUAUCAUCAUGACACCAUUCUCAAGGCAAAAUGAAUAAGUAAUGCAAAGAUUUGAUUUCUAUAGUCUCUACAAAUUAGCAUAAUAACAAAGGAUCACAAAUUCUUCAAGUGAAUACCUUUGCGCGAAUCGAGUCUGCCUGCACGUUUAGGGAUGGUUUGAGUUUUCUUAUAUUAACCACAGUUAAAGUAUCUGCACCGGCAAAUUUUGCAUAUUUUUGCAUCAUUUUUAGUGGUUAUUUUAUGGAUACCAUCUAUAUGUCACUACAUUGACAGUAUUCCUCAGUUCUUGAGGAACUAGAAUAUAUCAAAAUAAACUAUGUUAUGUCACCCAAAAGGUGUUAAUUUAAUUACCCCCUAGGGUGGCACGGAAAGAGAAAAAUCAAAAUGUCAGAAGAAUCCUUAGAGUUAUUGUUAAAGAAGAAAUGUAACACAAAUAAGGAUGUAAGAUAGAAUAAUUCUGUGUUUGACCACGACACAGCUCCAAUUAAUCCACCCUCUAGGGUACAAUUUGCUUUUUUGUAAUUUGGUCCACAUUUUGACAUCAAUAACUCAGCUGUACGGCAAUUCUAACCUUUGGUCAAACACAGAUCUGUUCAUUAACAUGCUGUUUGUGUAUUUGCCAAAUUUCACGAAGAAAUAAUGAUCCAUUCCUCCAAAAAACUGGUUCCCGUAAGUCAAGGUAAAUCGGUCACACAGUAAUUAACGCUUUUCCAGUGUAAAAAAGCUUAUUUUCCUCUCAAAAUCAACUGUUCUUGCUCGAUACUACCAUCACAGACCUUCUUGCCCGCCAUUUUGAAUCACCGCUGUGUAAAAUGUUCGUGGAAGCCUAAGAAAAUGCCAAAUGACUUCUCUAUAGCCCCCUUGGAUUUUGAUACGUGACCAGUUGCUAGGUGUGAUGCAUUUCUGGAAGAUGCGUUACUCAGUGUCAGCUGUAAUGCAGUGAAGCGCACCGAAGUAUGAAGAUUCAAGAAGAGUUUUAUUCAAAAUUGAAAAGAAUUGCUUCUGUAAAGUGAAAGAAAUUGGCACAAAAAAACAGACCAGAGGAUUAGGGGCCGAGAAAAUGUUUUACUCUCCCGGCAAAAUUGUCAGAAUAUAUCAGGUGAGAAGACACACCGAUGUAAUGUAAAUUUAAAAAAAUAAUAAGCCCUGGAAAACGGAGUAUAUUUCAAGAACAUAACAAAUAUUGACAAGAAGCAAAUAAUAUUACUCAUCACAGCUUUAACAGAAGCAAGAAAAAUCAAGUUGACAGCUGCCAACUGACCAUAACAUGGAUGUCCAUAAGGAUGUCCCCUAUCAAGUUAAACACAGAUUGUAUAAUCUAUACCUUGGACACCUAGCUGGUAAUGUCCAGUCAUUACAAGAAAACAGCCAAUUUUUGCACAAGAUUCAGCACUUAAAAAGUUGAAAAAGUUUGAACAGAGUUGUUCCACAGUCAAAAUUUCCAUGUGGGCCACUCAAACUUAAUUCACGGAUUAAGAUCAAUGUUUGAACUGUACCUUAAUGUCUAAGUUUUACUUUUUAUUGUUUCAGCAAAUAGUUCAGAGCUUGGUGAAUCAGCUUGGUGUAGACUCAGCCCAUGCUAACAUCAGCACCUCGUCAUCUGUAAGUAUCAUAGUGGGCAUCAUUUGUUUGAAUUUUUCAUUGUUAGUAGAUAGCUACACGUGUAACUUUGUUUCUGAGCAGAACACUUUCAUAACCUUGAUGGAAUGAUACUCUACCUUAUCAUUGUCUUCAGCUCAGAUUAUUUUUACUCACUCUAUAGAAUCAAGAUUUAAAGUCAAUACUGAAAUUUUGUUGUGUAAAUUGCUUGAAAACAAAACAUGUAUUGAAAAAAAAAAGGUUUUAUCUGAAUGGUCACCCUUGUCAGACUCACAAGUUACAACUGUAACACUGCACUUCCUUUCUUGCAGGAUGAUGGGUCUUCAGUUAAUGUCCAUAUUAACCUUCAAGCAACAACUCAAGUAAGUGGAUUUGCCAAUUUAAUACAAACUAUCCAAACAGUGAUGAGUUUUUUCGGGGGUAUGAGUUUCAAGAUGACCAUUAAAUGGGUCAUUGUUUUACACAUGAAGGUAAACUUUUCUUUUUGAAAGCCUUGUCUAUAAUAUAAUAUAGAAAUCUCUUAAUUCAAUGUCUUUAGGUUUCAACAACAUAAAACACAUAUCGUAAAAUCCCUGUACAUGGUGUACAGUGUGUAUGGUUGUGUUUUCACUAGGACAAUUUUAACUAGAUAAGGCCGGAAAAGUCCGGAAAUAGAGUGAAAACACCUCGUCUUGGUUUUAGCUAAUUAAAAAAUGCCAGCUGUUUUCACAAGCAAAAACAAGGAAUUUUCUCGCCUUGACGAAUGGAAAUUCACGCAGAGUUAUACUACCUCGCAAUACUUGUCCUGAUAAACGCCGUAGCCAGUCGGGUCUCACGUAGUGACAGAUGCCUGCCAAAUAAUCUGGUAAUGUUAUUUUCCAGACUGUUGGCAGACAAUUCCCACUGUCAUUUCUUUCGAUUUACAAUGCCACCGAUCCCAUUGGAUUAAACCAAAAUUGUGGUCUUGGAUAAACCCACAUAGUCUUGCACUUAUCCCACUUAUGGCACUGAAUGUUGUUUCAUUGUUGGAUUGACAGAAUUAAAAGAUUUUGUCACAUCUUCCUCAUUUGUAAGGACAUAAGCCUCAUUUCCUGAAUGAAACUCCUUCUCCUUCACAAAAAUACAGCGAAAAUAAUCACAAGAGAAGUCAUUACAAGCACUUCGUCCCCUUUCAUUUUUAAUUAUGGCACGCUAAUUGCAAUUUGAAUCCUCUGAAUUAGUGGCUUAGAUUGCCGGUUAAAUUUCACAGUGAAAACAGUUGUCAUGUUUAACUAGUAAAAGUCUGUUUGUAAACAAAUCCUAGAAAGAAUGUUCAGCUAGUUAAUCGCCCUAGUGAAGACACAACGUAUGUUGUGUUUCAAUUAACGCGCACUUAUUAUUUAAAAUACAUUAUACCCUGCCAAUGCUCAGCCACAGUUUUAUCUGGUUUCUUCGAGAAACAUUGGGCUUAACUUUCUUAUUCUUUUGUUAUGUCUUUGUUAGCCUGGAAAUGAUGUGUCCCAGAGAAUCAACAGGGCAAGGCAUUUUAUAAGAAAAGCGUCCUCUUGUCUUAAUAGGACUGAGGUAAUAAUGUUAAUUGUUACUCCAUGUAGCAAUGAACUUUGAAAAAGUUUCUAUUUAACAUCAGUCUAUAUUUUGUUUCUGUGUCAAAGUUGAUGUGGUUCAUGUAGUUUAAAAUCUGAGACACCAUGAAUAGUUAGGGUUAGAAGUAACAUAUCAAGCGUAGACACAGUGUUUCAUCACCAGACGAAACACCGAGAAGAGAGGUAAAAAUAUGAUGCGCAGCAGAGUAUUUUUGAUGAACUUCAAGGUGAUUCAUCUGGUGAAGAAACACUUUGUCGAAUGCUUGAUAUUACUUCUCAAAUAAAUUGAUUUUAGCAGGAGAAAUUAAGGAUGCAAAAAUGACCAGUUUUUCGUCUGAAUUCCAAACACUCAUUAAAAAUUAAUUCAUUUUGUAUUAUCCUAUGCGUUAUUUAUGAGUUUGAGAAUACACAGUCAAAGAAAAAUUAAUUGUGAUUCAAACUAGUUUGAAGCCAUUUUAACCUGAAUUUCAUUCUGACCUAUAAGUUUUAUUUUAGGCAAAUAAAUGAACGUUGUUUCUGCUAAUAAACUGGAAGUUUUUCUUCCAAGGAACUAUCGACAGUUGUCAAGUUAUUUUGACACUUUGUCCUUGUCAUUGUUGGAGUUAGCUUCCAUUUUUAUGGAUUCAACUUGUAGAUUUUUUUUUAAAUAGCAUUGAAGCAGGUAGACCGAGUAUUUUAAGAUACCCAUGACAGUUGAUUUUGAUGCCAAAUUUGAACGACUCAGGCCAUGUGGCUUUGUUUAUCAAACCAAAACGGUGAACUCACAUGCUCACAUUCCUGACCCUAAUAAUAGGCCAAGUUGAAAAAUGGCAUUCUUGGUCAACCAAAGAAGGUGAAUGUAUGUUUGCAGAAACUCAGUCAUUGAAAGUCCUUUUGGUUGCAGCCUUCUACUGCAUUAUAACUCUGUUGUGCAAACAAGAAAGUCAGCAAUGAGAAAGGAAUGUGAUCACAAGCGAUCAGCUUUUUGGUUGUAUUUUGUAAAGAUCCCAAGUGACUUAACUACUAGUUAAUGUCUGGCACGAAAGUUUAGUGUUGCACAUAACUAUGAAUUUGCAGUCUACCUUUUUUGGUAGUGAGAAUGAUGUAUUCAUGUAAAUGUUACACUGUAACUUUAGGGUGAAGGUGUCCUUCCAAUGGACACUUCAGAAUCUUCUGAUGCUCCAAACACUUCCCAAGCUCAGGGUACUUCUGCUGAAGCUGGAAGAACACCAGCCCUUUCCAGGUAUGGUUGGCAAUGUGAUCUUUAGCCUGAGAAAACAGACGAUAUUUCGCAACGCCACCAUCGGUUUCCCCGCAAAAUGUUGUCUUAGAAACAAGCACAGAAAUUCCUAUACUGAUGACGUGUCACUAGCCAGAUCUGGGUAGUGUUUCUGAUUGGUCGUGCCACUUGUGAAAUUUGCUUCAACCAAUCAGAAGCACUACCCAGAUCUGGGUAGUGACGCGUUAUCAGUAUGGAAUUUCUGUGCUCAUUUCUCAGACGUCAUUUUGUGGGAAAACCUAGGUGGCAUUGCAGAAUGUCGUCUACUUUCCUAGGCUAUGUGAUAUUCAGUGAUGUUCGACUUUUUUAUUUCUUGCAUGUUCUCUCAGCAUUUUCUGGAGUAAAGUCAAAGAUUUUUAACAGUUUGUAUUUACUUGCUUCUGCUUUUCAGCCCAGCAGCAUUGGCAGAGAUCUUAAAAGAAGCAGGGGAGUCGAUGACAUCUAUACAAACAGCCAUGAAUCGAUAUGUGUCUCUUCUAGAAGCAAACACACCAGAGGUAGGUGUACAGACAACAUUUCUUUAUCAACACCUCUAUGCAGCACUCCAGGCUGCAGCUGUUUGGUCGUCAUGGCAACUAAAGUAAUUUUGGCAUCUGAAAUUUCAGUGAAAAUUACCAAUUUGGCAUUUUUUGAUUAGCAGUCGUAUGCCAAGCAGUUGGUAGUGUUCUCACCAGGUUCAAUAAAAAUGCUACGCCGUAAAUUUCAGUAUCCUUUAUUUGAUCCAGUACUGUAUUCCACUGAAAACGUUUUUACCUAAGAGUACCUCUUAGUGCCUACAUGCUCAUUUUGUUAUUCUUGCUGCAUGAUGUGUCCUCACAACUUUGUACAGGAAGAAUUAUUCUUUUUACUUACAUCCAUUUUUGUUUCUUCAGAACUUGGAACCUUCAGAGGAAACAUUGCCCGACCGAGUAGCUGAAGCUUUGCACAGUCUGAGCCAUGCUUAUCAUGCCCUGUCAGAUCUCACAUUCAAUUUCCGAGGUCCAGAACCGAGGAGACCAAGUGUCCUUACAUCGCUGUCUCCACACAUUCCACAAGUACCUAUGCUGUCUAGUUUUGUGGGGGCACCUCAGUUGGUUCCCACCCAAUCAGCAACAGUAAGAUUACAAGUUGGAAAUUAUUUAUUUUAUUAAUUCCUUCUGUACUUCUGGCUCAAGAGUAAUAAUUAUUAGUUAGUUUACUGGCAUAUUUUUGCUAGGAAGAUUUUUCCUACUACAGUAGCAAAGUAGGAUUUUCCGUAGCUCUUUUUCAGUCCAGUCCUUGUACUAACCAAAAAGUUAAAAAUAAAGUUAGGAAAGACCUAACCAUUUUAGCAAGUGACGUCUGUUCCAAGGAUGAUUUCCUUGAUAUUUACACAGAAACUGGCCAAAAGUGGUGUCUGUGACAAGUAGAACCAUUACUUGAGUUUCAGACAGAUUUGACAAACUAAACGUGAACAAAAUCAUUUUGUUAUCACAUAGUUCUCUUUCUGGCUUAUGAAGUACCAAAAAAAAAUUAUAGGGGUAUGGAUCCCACCCCAGUAGGUGUCUACUACACCCCUCUGGAUUUUCUGUUUUAGCAACAACAGUUAACACUUACCUACAGGUAAGGCAAACACUUCCCUGUACCCACUUUUCUGGAAGUGAUAUUUUCUGCACAAAUGUUUGGCAGGUUGCUGGUAGUGAGGAGUUACCUUCUGAUCAUCACAGUGCAGUUUUUGUGUCUUUUCUUUAGAAUCCUCCUGUUACAGCAUCACAGGCUACCCCAGCUGCAGGAUCCCUACCACAGGGAACCAACCAGAACUUGCAAAUUCAUGUCAAUCCCCAAGGUGGAAUCUCUUUGACCACCAUCAUAUCAAAUGUUUCACGUGUGGGCUCUACUGCUCCUGCUAGUACACAGCCAUCCUCUUCAACAACAUCCACUAGUGGGUCACGGAUGAGUGCAAGUGCAGAUAAUGGGGCAGCUAGAGAGACUUUCUCAAGUUCAUUUGGCGAGCAGCGAUCUUCUGUGGGUACAAACACAAAUGGCAGUAGUUCUACUCAGUCCACACAGACUGGACAGCCUAGUGUACGGACUCGUAUCAUUGUUGAUGAUUUCAUUGCAUUAAUUUCAAAUGUUCCAGCAUCUGUUGCUGCUGCUGCAGCAGCACAGGGACAGGUCCCCCUGACAACUCAGGCUGGGACUCAGAACCAGCCCCAGGUGCAAGGACAGGGUGUGUUAGGCACAGCUUCCCCCUCAGGUCAGUCACAACCCCAGCCAUCUACUCCAGUGUCAAGACCUGGGGUGCCACCUGCACCAACAGGACAAGCCCAACCAAGACCCCAGGGAUUACCAGGUGCACUGUCCAUGAAUGUUAUGUCUGGAAUGGGUGCAGCGAAUUCCAAUCACCCUGACCCAUCCUUACCUUGCCAGUCAUUUCAUUUUGGACCCCAGGCACAGCGAUCCCAGACUGAGCAAGCAAGCCAGCCAGCUGCCACCACCCAGCCAUCUGCAACCACCACAGCUGCAGCUACUGCUACUACCACCCAAUCUCAAGCUGCAGAACAAGCUCCAACACAAACUACUGCUCCUGUCAACCCACCACAACCACAGCCAACAACUGAACCAUCAAGACCACGGCCAGAACGAAGAAGUAGAGGUACUACACUGAUUUAUACUUUUACAGUCCAGUGGAGUGGUAAUAUAAUAGCCCCUUUCUCUCCCAAACACCAUUAUUGAUGAAUGGUAUCUUUCACUCACAUUAUUGUAAUUUUGUGGAGGUAAUACCUUGAUAAACACCCCAUAAUAAACACAUUUUUCCAGGCUUGUUUUAUUUCCACUGUAACCAUAGUGGUAGUAGCAAAACAAGUUUCCACAGAAUUCCCAAGUAACUGCUCCAUUACUACUUUUGAAUUAGCUGUUACUACAGGGUGGCCACUCUUUUCUGGUUGCUUUAAGAUAACUGUAAUCAAGAUGCCAUUACCAUUGUAGUUUGAUCUAAAUGACUGAGGGCAAAUUAAAGGUAUCUUGUGAUAUGAAGUGUCAAACUACUUAAUGGCUCAUGUGUCUUUCCAGUUCGUGAUCGCACAAUAUCUCCUGCUGAUCUGCAAGGAAUACUGGGGAUGAUGGCUCAUGAUCAACGCACUGGUGCAAGAGGAAUGCCAUCAUUUCCUGCUGGUUUAUUUUCACCAAGAAUGCCAAGCCAAGGCCCAAGGGUACUUGUACUUACACUUUUCGUUAUUUAAAAAAAAAUUAAUGAUAACAGGGAGCUCAAGUAAUUAUGAUGAAGAUUGCAAUAACAACCAAGAAAAGAAUACAGCCGAGGCUCUUGUAAGCAGCUGCGGGAAUUUGAAAAAGUGGUCGUAACUAGAACUGGUCACUUGCGGGAAUGAGCUCUCAUAAGCAAGCACAUAGUAAAACAAUGAAGGGUGAUCCCUUACAAGAGCUUCAGAAACUCAUUAAUAAUUCGUAAAGAAAAACCAAAAGAAAUUAAUUAGUGAGUGUCUUUAUAUCUGAUAUAAACACAGCUAAACUUUAUGUCCAGUUUUUUAGACCAAAAUAACCCCAAGAUCUCUAUCAACAAACAAUUAACAUUAAAGGUUGCGACUGCUUAGGGAGUGGUCACUUACAAGAGCUUUUCAUUACAAAGUUCAAGUCACAGUUCAAACAGGGUUUAACAAAGGUGAUUGUAACCUGAUCUGGUCACUUAUGAGAGUGGUCCCAAGGAGGGCUUUGACUGAACGCUGUAGGUAUACAGAGCAUCAGAACAGCUCUGUACAUGCAUCAAGCUUUUUGGUAUGUUCUUUAGCAGUCUGUCCCCGCAAGGCUGUGAGGUGAAAUUUCCUUAUGAAAACUUUAUGGAGGAGAUACAUGUAUGGUGGUUACAUGUAUGUUUGAAUAGCUUUCACAAUAAUGUUGGUGGUUUGAUGGAAUUUCUAUUGCAUUGUCAUCCAAAUUUGUCACAUCCAUUUGUUUUCGACUGCCAGUUGAAUUGGCAUACAUAUGAAACCAACCACAUUCCUUUUGGUAAAAUCAUGACAUUUUUCUCACUGAUAGAUCACAGCAUGUACAUCCUUUUUUAGUAUUUUAAAAUUUUACUCCAAUUCUUUUAACAGUCAAGAGGUUCAGAUGCAAGGAGAGCCAUGAUGGACUUCUUGGACCAUGUGAUGUCAGAUCACAGUGAAGGAAGUUAGUGAGCUGCUUUUGUUGAUUAAUUAUGACUAUCAAAAUUAUUUCAAAAUAAUGCCAACCAGUGUUUAUUUUAUUCAGACUCCCAUUACUGGUUGCUCAAUAGGUGGCUGUUGAUGGAAGUUCAACUGAAGUUGCAACUAUGGAGUCUGUAGACAAAAUCCUGUGAUAUGGCCAUUCAUAUGCAACCUCUUCAGCAGCACUUUCACAUGGUGCUAUUUGUAUCUCUGUAUUUUACAGCAUGAAUGCAAUUUCUUUCUGUCGUUUGCUUCAGGCACUUUUGGACGUGAAAUCAAAGAAAAAAUAUUCACAAUAUUGUAUUUUAUCUUGUAUUGAAUUCAUUUGUCACUGAAAAGCAAGCGGGAUCAUUGGAAAAUACUUCUGAAAGAGUUUCAUUUGAAUGGUUACGUCACAAGGUCUCAUUCACAGACUUGAGAUUUUAGGGUUCCAGACGUGACUUCCUAAUUAAUCUCUGGAAGUAACAGGGCUAAAACCGACACUCCAUAAUAACUUUCUGAAUCAGGAGCGCCUUGUAUUAAGGAGGUUGUCAUAAAUUACAGAGAAGAUAACGUGGUAAAAAGGACACAUCUAACAGAACAUUUUUUGUGCUAACUAUGUAAAUUCUGGAGACUACUUGAUGUGGACAUUUUGCAGAUUAGUUGAUGAAUGUUGAUUGUGUUUGGGUCUUUGGGAGUUGAUUUGAUCUGGAAUAAAAGCUUGCCCAUUAUCUUUUUUUUUUUCUGACUUAAGAUAAGGAAAAAUAGUUGGACUCCUGGAAAUAAAUCAAGGCAGUAAACCAUUAUUUGUAAAGAAAUUGUCUCUUGUUAGGUCUUGUGUCCAGGGCCGAGUUGUUCAAAGCUGGGUUAAGAUAACCUCGGGUUAGUGCGAGAUUUGAAUUCAGAUUUGAAAGCUUACAAAGCAUUUCAGUUUUAAUUCUUUUUGUCUACAAGUUGAUGACGGGAAGCUCUAAAAAUAGCACGGAAAAUUGUCCGAGAAAAUGCUUUUGAACACAAGAAAAAGAAACCCGGGUUAAAUUUAACCCCGCGUUAAGCGCUAAUCGGCCUUCGAACAACUGGGCCCAGAUGGUUAAGACAAUUUUCAAAAUACAAAACAUGUUACUUAUGGGUUGGUUGGUUUGUUUGUUGUCCUUUCAGCCCAAACACAAACAAUACAGUCGCUGAUCCAAACCAUGCGAUCAAGAGGAAUAGAAAUUCGUGACGAAGAGGGUAUGUUCGUCGUUGUUUUGUCUUAUUUAUGAUGAUUUGGAGUAUAAUGAACUAUAUCUAACCUUGAUGUUCGGGAUGUAUGCCAUGGGUGCUACGUAAUGAUUCGAUUUAGCGCCCUCCUUCCAAUAAGCGCUCCCCUUCGAAGGUGUUUUAGUUAAUAAGCGCCCCCAAUCUGCUAAGCGCCCCUAUAUUAGAGUACGGGAACGUAUCAACCGAGGUUCAUCUUCCUUUAUUUGCUCACAAACGAACGGUAAUACCACAUUACAAAAACAGUGGUCUUCGUCUGAGUUUCUCACGUUAACUGAACAUUCACUGUAUAUUUGUUACUGUUACAGUUUCUGUUAUUGUCCCUUUUUUAAUAAAUAUUAAAGUUUUGCUUUGAGCAUCCGGUUGUUUCUCAAAAAAGAAAUAAGCACCCUUUGUCGAAUAGGCUCCCUCCCUUGAGGCACCAAAAGUAAAAUACAUAAGCGCCCCGGGCGCUAAAUCGAAUCUUUACGGCAAUUACCAUUUACGCAAACUAACGGGGGAAAUCUUGGGACGUUCCAUUUUUAUUCGUGUCCAAACGAAAAGCUAUCUGUAAACGAAGCCUUCAUCUUAUAAUUAUAUAUUUGUUUUCUUGUACUAAUUAAUUAAUUUUAUCUAUAUUUGAAGGACUGGUGUCAGCCCUCUUUCAGCGUCUGACGGCUGUGUUGACACUUGAAGACAUGAUGGGUGUAGUAAUGGGUAAGUUGAUUAUAUGAUGUUCGCUCGAGAAAACAGCCGACAUUUCGCCGCGCCAUCACGGGAGGAAAGAACGCAGAAAGUCGACACUGGUUACCUGUCACUUCUGGCGUGAAAAAAGGCGGUCUUUUUUCACGUUUUCAAGUGAGGGAAGGCAAGCGUGGCGAAGCGGGCGAGCGCGCGAGACCCGCGCGACAGGGUAAGGGGUAGCGUGUCUUGCGCCCUCGCUCGCUUCGCCCUUGCCUUCUCUAGUUUUGAGAAUCGCGAAAAAAUAAUGCCUGUUCUGCAGGCUACGGCACUACCCAGAUCUACAAUCCUGGCCAAAAGGUUUGGGACACCUCCCCUUUUUCACUUGGUUUUGUAUGGAAUUUGCAGCUAACUUGCGAUACACACUCAUAAACACGGCCUUAACAAGAUUUUUCCCCCACCCUCCUAAACAAAGUUGAGGUCCAUAAAGUGUACAAGAUAUGUAAAAGGUGUUUGACUUGUAACACCCAACACUGUUGAGGGGGGGAGGGGGGUCAACUUGAAUUACAUUUUCGUCACCUAAAACGCAAAGUGUCCCAAACGUUUUGACCAGGAUUGUAGGUAGUGCUUCUGAAUGGUUGAAGUAAAUUUCACUCGCGCCACGACCAAUCAGAAACAGAGAUCCGCGAUUCCCUGCACUUGCAAAUUUUAUCACUUGUUUGCCCCCCUGAGAAACCACGUGACAUUGCUUUUAUCCGAUCAAUCCUAAAGCGUUUGCAAAGAUGGCGAGUAUCGUGAAUACGAGGACUUUAACCCAUUCGGUCCUGGAAAUUUUGCCGAAAAACGCCUUUUUAAGUUAGUCGAGCGGUUUUCUGGUCACUGUCGUGCUAUAAAGAGCUAAAACGUACCAUCAAGCCAUUUACAGGUCGUACACUUCGCGACCUUCUGAUCCAGAUGCAAACUGUUAGCUUGCGAAGUUCGGGCUUGCGCAGAAUCUUGACUUCAUUUUUUGACUUUUCGCUUUCUGUCCUCCUCUCUUUUUUGGCUUUUCUCGCCUCAUUUUUGUUUCUCUUGCUGGGCAUUUAGUCGGCUUUAUUUUGGCGGGAAAAGAUUUUAGGAAAUUUUUGGAGUUGUGUGUAGGUGGUCGCACAUGGAGAUUCGAUUGUAAGAAAGUCUUUACAUCGCUGCUCCUGUUUUCAUUGUUAGGUUCAGAGGAUCCGUUUGAACAGAUGCUGCCAGGACUGAUGUUGUACGUUAAAGAAGAUCUGCUGCGUGGACAACCAGACACUAAUGAAAACAUUAAGGUACGAUAUUCAGCCAAUGAAUAAUGACUUUUUGGGGAUAUUAUUAUCAUUGGUUCAAAAUAUUUUGCCAUUUCUAAUGGGCUCAAACCCCCGGCUUAUUCUUCUUAAACUGGAGGUAAGCAUGUUUAGAACUUUGCAAUAUUUUGAAUGAAUAAUAAAGCAUUUAUUAAAUUCAUCUUUCUUAUGAUGUGAAGAAUUAUGCAGAUCUCGGAGGCUGUUAUCCACCUCUGUAUUCGGUCUCAUUUCAUAACAUCCUCCUCGAUUUGCAGAAUUCUUCACAUCAUACUACGCCUCGGUCAAUGAUUGGUAAUUAUCUUAAGACGCUUUACAGUUGUCAGAACUGACCGGCCAGACCAUUCCCGUCCUAAUGAGAAUUUCACUUUUAAUCAAAACUAUCCAGCCAGAAAUGGCAUGCACGAAGGAGAACGUUUUUCAGCAAAAACUCUUGGGAAAAGCUUAUUAGUCCUUUAUCAAGAACCCUGAAUAGGAACCCUGAAAGGAAAAAUCCGUUCCCAGGUUAAACCAGAGGUCAGCCAAAGUAUUGUACCAGGGUUAAAACCCCAUUAAAAAGGGUAGAGCUCUAGUUGACUCUGAAAAUGGAAUUCAGGUACAGCAUAGACAUCGUUAAUGUACUGUUGUCCAAUUGAUUUAGUUAGUUCUGAUUUCCUUUUUUUCGCAGAAAGGAGUGGAGGAAUUGUCGAAAGAGAUCGUCGAUGGCAUAGCUGAAUCGUUGGUAGGUUACCCCUUUCACUCCACUUCAAAGCUGAUCAUAACAACGUGUAUUGCUUUUUCAUGACAAUAUUUCGGCUGGCCAUACCAGCCUUCUUCAGGUUUACAGAUGUUACUCCUUUCACUGCCAGAGUGAACGAUGGAGUCUCCUAAGUCUGUGGACGAACUCCUGCAUUGUGACCAUUUGAAUGAAAUCCUCUUCAGUAGUACUUUCACACUGGUGUAGUCUCCCUGGCAGCCGUUUUUGUCUCGUCAGGCAACGCUCCGCCCCAAGGAGCGUUGCGUGACGAGACAAAAACGGCAGCGUGGGAGACUAACGCUGAUGAUGCUUUUCAUUUAGUUUGCAGUUUUGACUUUUGAAUCAGUGGACAAAAUCCCAUGGUGUGACCAUUCGAAUGAGUCCUCUUUGCGAGUACUUUCACAUGGUAGUGGCGGUCAGGGGAGGGGCGCCCCCCGCCCCUUAUUUUUAGACCAAACUGAGGCUCAAAGGGCUGCAAAAAUUUUUUUGGAGACCUUCCCCCCCGCUUAUCUAAGGGUCUAGAUGACCGCCCCACCCCCUCCCCCCUAAUCUCAAGGUAUGGAUCCGGCACUGCAUGGUGCUAUUUGACUUUAAGAUAUUUGGACAUUUUGUCAAAUUUUGGUCCUAAGGUCACUGUUGGGAGCAAUAGGUUGAAGGGAAUAGAUCGGUUCCCAUCAUUAAUAUCAAAAUGACUGCUUCAAACUCUAGAGAAACACGAGAAUUACAGAAAGGCUAAAUGGGAGCACGAAUGUGCAAAAGUGAAGAUGAUUAACUGCUUAAGAUGCGUUUUAAGUGUAAUUACAAGUAUCUUGACAGACAAUGUCACUUGAACUUGCAGAGGACUGUUCCAACCAAAGACAACAUCGACAUCACUGCUUCAGCUCAGAGUUUUCUCGAGAAUUACAUCAGAUCUGCUGUGGAUUUGGUAUUAUCGUCAGGUACGUCCAAAAAUGUACUUGAUAUGCAGUCUGCCGUUAUUUUCACCUGUGUGUGUCGCGGUUAAGUUGAUGAGCCGCAAACAUUUGGUUGAGAAAGAAGUUCUGAAAUAAAACAACAAGUUUAUUCAGUAUUACCAUUUCUAUACGUGGUUUACCGAUUGAAAUACAAUAAUGAACAAAGAGAGUCAAGGAAAUACAAAUAUAAUUGAAUGAUAUUAUUAUUAUUAUUAUUAUUAUUAUUAUUAUUAUUAUUAUUAUUAUUAUUAUUAUUAUUAUUAUUAUUAGUAUUAGUAUGUUUCUUUCGUCUUUCGAAUGCUUGAAAAACGAAAGUGGCCGUUAGCCUGCUGAUAUACGAAACAGUAUUGUUGAAAAGGAAACAGGCUUUAUCAUGGUUAUUGUAAUUUUAAAUAACGUAUUUUGUUCAUUGACUUUGAUAAAAAGAGUCUUAGAGACAAAAAAUUGCCUCUAAAAAGGGGAGAAAAACAAUAGAAUUGGGUUAAGUAAAAGGGAAGUGAAAGUCUUCACAGAAACCUUUUGUUUUGGAUGUCAAGGCCUGUCCAAGACGACGAACUUCAAAUGUACCAAGUAUAAUGCCGAGUUAUAUUUCAGAAUACGAGAAAAAAAAACUUUAAUACGGAAUCCGUCAGAAAAUUGAUUAAUUAUAAUUUUCAGUGGACAAAACCCUUGUACCAAAAUAAUUUAAAGAAAAUCGCAUUCUUUUUUCACACUUUCAAGGGCUACAGAUGGAAUUAGUUAUUUGUAAUAACACCAAAGAAAAUUUCUCAUGAGAGCCCAAGAAAAUAAAUGUCAUAUUUCACAAAAAGACAUCUUACACAUGCAAUUUUAAGAAUUUUACUUAUGUUUUCACAAUUCUGGUGAAAUUUGACAUUUGUUUCCUCGGGCUCUCUUGAGAAAUAGUCUUUGGUGUUAUUACAGAUAACUAAUUAUAUCUAUAGCCCUUGAAAAAUGUAAAAAAAACAAUAGUGUUUAAAUUAUUCUGGUACAAAGUGUUUUUCCAAUGAAAAUUGAAAUUACUCCGUUUUCUGAUGGAUUCCGUCUUAAGCCAAAUCGCGUCCUCGAAUUCGUUCUCGUCCUGGCCCCAGUUGUUCAAAGGUUUGAUAGCGCUAUCCAACGGAUUAAUCACUAUCCCACGGAUAAGUAUUAGGGAAACCCAUUGCGCUAUCCAGUUGAUAGUUAGUUAUCCGAUGGAUAGCGUUAUCCACCUUUUGAACAACUGGGACCUGGACUCUAAAGGUCUCCAUUUAGUGAUUUGAAGACACCCUGACCGGCUCCCGCUUAUUUAGACAUACCGUGUUAAAGGAAACCAAGGCGAAAGCCAAAAAAUCAAUGAUGAUAAUGCUUAUCACCUAAAAAGCGGGGUAAACGUCUUCCACUGUACUACUGUUUGUACAGUUUUUUUGUAUUGUUGUUCACUUCCUUGCACCUUGUUGUACUCAACAGACGACAAUCCAAGAUUUGCUGAAUACUUUCAUGAUCACAUAAAGACCACAGCUGCUGAGUUCUUCACACUGUUAGUGUUCUCAUACAGAGAUGGCUUUGAUGGAGUGGAGCAAGUCGUGAGAAAUAGAGUGGUAAGUGAAUACCUCCCUGUGCAGACACCUCCCCUGGAAUCAAGUUUUAAUUCAUAAUAAUGUACCGUUAAAGGAGCCCAUAACCCCGAGAGAGCAACUCCCAUACUAGACCUAUGUCACGGCGUUUUCACGGACCGGUGUAUCUUUCGAUACAUGUUAGAGUACGUUAUCCCAGGAAAGUGGAAGCUCCGCUCCGUCUGUCAUUUUUAGGUCUGUAGGUUUUGAUGGCUAGUUUGCGGGAUUGAAAAAAUAACUGGCUGGUGAAAACGCCGUGUCACAAGUACAUGAUAGUUGCCCGCUCCGGAGUAUGGGCUCCUGAUUGUUGUCAUCACCAAUAUCAUCAUCAUCAUCAACAUCAUCACCAUGAUCAUCAUCAGCGUCAACAUCAUCAUCAUCAUCAUCAUUGUCACGGGCUGACCUGCCCGUUUUAAUAGACUCAAUAUUGUACCCAAUAUUCUACCCAAUUCAAACCCUUUGGAAUAAAACGUUUUGUUUCAGGAGUUUCCACAUUAUAAUGCAAAUGCAAUACACAAAGAAUCUUAACCCCGGGAGAUUUGAAUUGGGUACAACAUUGAGUGAGCGAAAAAGGUCUAUAUGCCCGCCCAUCCUAAAGUCAAGCAUUAAUAUGUUUAUUACUUUUGACAGCCUCAGUCACCCCUGACAGCAGAAAUGGAUGAUCACUCCCGAGAGAUGCUGACUCAGUUGUUGCUAAGGAACAUCAGGCAGAUGUAUUACAGUAGAGCUUACUGUGAACCCAGGCUUCAGCGGUUUAUGAUCCGUGCACCGCCUCCUGAACCCACACCCCCCGCCCCUUCUAAACCCCAGCCCCCACCGAAGUCAGACCCUGAGGAAGAAACCGUUGCCGCUGACGUCAAAGCUGAAGUGGAUGGGGUAAGAAAGGAUUUGUGUUAAGAGGAUAACGAUAUGAACCUUUCACUUUAAGGGGCAUUAUCAUUACCAUUAUUACUUCUUCACUUUCUACGUAAUUAAAAUUCGCCUGAAUUGUGAAAACACGCUCCCUGAAAUCGUGAUGCAGAAACAGGCCAUAACCAGGUAGCCCAAAAACUCUUUUUCGAACCAUUUCUAACCAUUUAUACGGGCUGUUCUCGUCUUAGAUAAGACAUGCUCGUAUAAAUAGUACAGUUCGCGUCUUAUUUGAGACGCAUCUUAUGUAAGACGCGUCUUAUUUUUCGUCGUAUAAAUGGCCCUAUUUUUUACCCUGCGAGCAGGGUCUCUCUUGCAUGGUUUUUAGCGUUUACAAGCGACAGGCAAGCCACGCGAACGACUUUGUAAGCGUUAAAAGCCAUGUUAGAGAGAAACCACUGUUCGCAGAGUACUUAUAUUCAGUCUUCGAGGUGGAAAGAAACUAUAAUCAAUGGUUUUUUAGCGGUGUCUUAGCCACUCAAACGUGAAAUUGUCGUUACCAUGUUUUCAAAUUAUAGUCCACUUUCCCCUUAAUAAUCCUUUGUCUAUGACUCAUUUAAUCAGUCUUCUUGUUCAAGUAUCAGUCUUCUAGUAGUUCUGUUUCGGUAAUUCUGCCCCUUAAAAGACUUAAAAGUCUCUCAUCGUCGUUAGUUACGUCGAAUUUUAUGAAACUAUUUGGAUCGAAAAACAACUAAGAAAAGCAUGCAUAAUGUCCCACCUUUAAUGUAAAUAGCAGGGAUCAAUUUAGGUUUUUGGGAAACUGCCCACCCACCCCUCCUCUAAGCCAGCAUUAUCACUUAGUUCUCACUUAGGGCAAAACCUUGGCUUAGGGAAGGGGUAGGUAGGCAGUUGCCCAGAAAACUCUUUUUCAAAGCCUCUUUUUCCUCUUCUGUUUCUCUAUAUCAGAAUGUAGACGAGGAAAUGGACAGUCACGGCUCUGAUGAAUCCGAGCAUUUUAGUACUCCCCCUGGAUCGAUCGUAGCAGCGACAGAGUCGGAUCGGAUAGAACCAGAAUGUCCGGAGGGGGAGGAAACAAUGGAAGAAGACCACGGGGACGACGAAUGGAAAACUAUCAUGCCUCAGGUAUGUGGAUGUAUGACAUUAUCGUCAAGGGGAAUGCAAGAAAUCAAAACCCGAACGCGAGAAAAAUAAUGCGCCGCAACGUGUUUGGAACGCAACAUGUUUACAUGCAGGUGGGGGACCCCGGGUAGGUGAAGUUACCUGCUUUGUUGGGGUAACCCGCCUGUCCAUAUAAUCUCUCAUUUUAUUGUGAUCACGUUAACAUGAUGGGUGGGGUGACCCGCCCGCAUGUUACCUCACCUAUCUGGGUUCCUCCACCUCCAUGUAAACUGGCCCUUAGAUUAGCAAAACAACAACUUUGCGCGUGCAUCACACUUUUUUGUACAUUUCGUAGCCGUCGUUGCACAACUACGACGUGAAAGUGCCUAAUUUCACGUUUUGUCGAGGACCUGAAAACAAGACAACAACUUGCUUUUUUCUUUUCUUGAACUUUGAUACAGUCCUUUAGAAUUCAACCCCCCAAACAUUUGCCAACAUUUGACGAAUUAAACGAGAUGGAAUAAGCGCGAUAAAGUUUGAGGCAGCGCGAAUUCACUUUUUAAGUGACGUUUUCGUAGUCGUCGCCGUCGUUGUUCCUUGAGCUCCCUAAUCAGUAGAGUUGUCCGCGUAGCAGUGUUUUCCGUUUCAUUUAGCCAAGCAGGGGAAGUGCAGGAGACGCCCGAGGGCAAGGAGUGUAAAGGAGCAAAAAAUUGGGGGAAGGACCCCCGUUUCGAUUUCCUUUGAGUCAAUCGGGAGAAGCACAGGAGACGCGGGAGGUUACAAGGGGAAAAGUAGCAAAAAAUUGAAGUUCUUUUCCCACCCCUCCGCUGCUACUUUUUUUGGCUCACCUCGCGCGUAUCCUGCCCUUCUCCGGUCAAGCAGGGUAGAAGUAGAGCUCCUUAUCAAAAUUCAAUGAAUAUGUGUUAGCUAAGCAGGAGUUAGUUGUCCUGUUUGAUAAUUCAUCAACCAAGUUGAUUUGUGUCGUGUUGUUAAAAGUUAACAAGUCGUUCUCCUCAACAAUUCACCUUUUAUUAUAGGAGUGGAUACCCGUGAUCACCACAGACAUUGUGCGACAGAGAAGAAUGCCUGCUCAGGCACCUUUCAGUGAUGCUUACAUCAACGGUCUACCACCUAAGAGGCGUAAGGUAUGUGACCAUGCCCACAGAGGUUCGCUUUGUGAAACACUGUUUAGUUAACACGCGUCUUGUUCAAUCCCUUCUUUUCGCAGAUCACUCCAGUUUUUUUCCCUUUGUGAUCAACUGAAAAAGUGACACAUGUUUACUGAUCAAAUAUUGAAUUUACGUGUAGACUAGGGGAAACCCUACCGCGGCAGGACUAGCUAGUCGCGAGAGCGCUUCACUGCUGAGCGGGAGGUCGUGGGCUGGAUUCUCGAGUCCGGACCAAUACUAAGGGUCCUAAAAUACCUGAGAAAGGAAGGUACCACCUUAACCCUGCAAACGGUCGGACCUUCGCGUGGCUCGGAUGACCACGUUAUAUUGCGGUCCCGUCUCCAGUAGGAGAUUUCAAAAUAGUAUCCUGAACUAUUACUUUCAUGCUAAAUACAAUGUGAUUCAAAUAAGCUCCUUAUUAUCAUUUUUGUAAAUCCUAGACCGUUUUGUUUCAAGGUAGAAAUAAGCCCGUAUGUUUAUAGUGCUUCAGAACUCUUUCACCCCGCUUUGUUUUUUUUAUAUUUGUGGUUUAGUUCGCUAGAUAACGAGUUUGGUUGGAUGAGGGUUAACGAAGAGGUUUAAGAAUUUUUAGCGGAGCUCCACGCGCGGCGCGCGUGGGCGGAGCCCCAUAGCUAAAGAAAUGUGGUAAAUUACCCGUCCGAGAAAAUUUGGUAAUCACGGGACCGUACACCGAGCUAGCGGGCGGCCGUCCGUCCGCAUCCCCGUUUAGCAUUACACGAUUUAAUUUUUUUUGGUUACACGUAUUACAGAGCUUCGCUUUUAGCCCUGGCUAAAUCUAUAUAUUAUUGUUAUUGUCUUUGGUUUAGAUGGUUGAUCAGCGAGGAGUCACUCCAAGCGAGGACAGCAUUGGCGAUGCAUUGAAGCAAGCCGCCUCAGCUACUGGGGCUACACCUUUGACGAGUAUGGAAGGUAAGGGAGUGAUUUGAAUGUUUGCAAACUCGAACCGUUGUUAAGGUAAAGACAGGUUUCACUUUAUCUUGAAGGUUGGGAUGAUCCAGAAGACCAUCUUAAGUUUUGUAGAUAACUCACUGUGAAGUGUCCAGGAUUCUUUUAAGACAGAGUCACACGCGAGUCCAGGCGACCUCACGACCUUUGCUUCGUCGGUUUCCGCUUUUCUAAAGCUUACCGUUCCAUGUAGGUUUCGUAGCCACUAAUUUAUACCCCUUGGGUCUGGAUGCUUGCAAGGCUUUUUGGUCAAGGAAACUACCUUAUGUAAACACUCACCCCUCAGCACUUCAUCACUCCCAACCCUUCUCCCGCCUCGUGGGGGUGGGUGGAGUGGGGGUGUGAAAAGAGCGUCCCCCCUCCCUCCCCACUCUUUGAGAGCGCUCUGGCUAUAGAUGACGCCAUUUUCGCCUCCUUCCCUCAGAUCUUACCAAAGCCGCCAAGGAAAAUCGCAAACUCCAUGGAGCAUACCGAAAAGAGGUUAAGAAAGAAGUAAAGACAAGGCUCGAAAAGGACUCUGAUUACCGUCCUGAUAGGUUCCCACAAACAAGAGACUAUUUCGACAGGGACACUCCAUGAAGUUGAUACAUAAUGUACUGCGAUGAGAGCCCUGGACAACUAGCUGUACAUAAGAAAUACAGGCUCGGGAAAUGUGCCAGCGUACUUAGUCCCCUCACUGUGUUGUUUACGGGGAGUCCUAGUGUUGCACGUCUCCAUAAAAACGACUGUGGAAAUUGAAAAACAAAAUAAUAUGACGGUUCGUGCUCUUCAUAGCCAACCAGAUGGACUUUCAAUUUUGCGAAGACAUGAGAUUCGUUUUAGCAAAUAGCAGACUCUUGCACUGGUCCCGAGUCGACCUGUUAGUUUAUUUUCUCUUUUCUCCUUUUAGUCCCAUAUGCGGUUAGGGGAUUUCCUAAAUUGUAAAGGGGAAUUUUUUUUAUUUCAUAUGACAGAUUUCUCGCGCGUUUUGUGUCGUUUGUAGACAGUAAAUUCUCGUCACACGAACAGAUUUUUUUGAGACCUUUUUUGAUU